AUGCUAUUUGAAGUCUCUCGAGCUGUACGAAGCCGUCGGGAAACUCGCAUCGACCGCGUCGAGUCUCUCUUAGCAGCCGGCGUCGAGCCAAAUGCACGAUUCGACAACCUAGAAUCGGUUCUCACAGGAGUCGCCGAGGACUGGGCCAGUGAAGACAAAAGUUCCAGGCCUCCUCUGUUCAAUCUCGACCAGACAGAACAACCUGCCCUUCGUCGAGCUACAGGCGAGUCCAAAGGUUCAUGCAGCUAUCUCGAUAAGCCCAAGGCCACACGUCUUAUGAAUGCCCUGCUCCAGCAUGGCGCAGACCCAUAUGCGCUUUAUCGGCAGCCGAUCCUCAAAUAUCGAUAUGUGCGCCUUUUCCCCGGGCAAACAAGAGACGAAGAGGUAGAUGACGAGGCGACGGACCUUGAUCGGAUGAGCUUCGCCCGCAGGGGAAUCAUGGAAAAAGCCCUCCGACUGGAACGUAAACGAUGCGAUCUCGAGCAAGGAGUAUAUGAUCCCAGUCGGGACGAAUUUAUCGGCGAUUUCGAAGGCAGUCUCGACGAUGUCAUCAAGUAUCUGGAUCUUCCUGUCAAUUACGGCGUGCGCAGUGUCAUUCAUACCCUACUCGAGGGCGGCAGGUUCGUCCAGCCUAUCUUCGACUUCCUGGGUGACACGCUGCAUGUCAAACGACGAGAUCCCCAGGGUCGGACGCUAUUUCUUGGGGCCUGUCGGAGCAGAGUCGGUCCAGAUGCUGCGACAAGUGGUGUCUAUGGAGGUCUUAGCACAAUCAACUACGACACUGGAAUCCACGAAAACCCUUACCCCCAAGCAGAGAAUCCAUGUAGGGAGUUUGAAGCCAGGAACUCUAAGGCUUGCAGUGGGCCAACAUUUCUCUCGUUUUUCAUCUCACAAGGAGCCGAUCUACUGGCCGUUGACAAUUACGGGAAAAACGCCCUCCACCUGCUGUUUACCUAUAUCGAUUGCGCUUGGAUAGGUCUACUACCGCCUAUCGAUACUACACUCAUGCACCUGAUCAAAACCUGCCCCAGUCUUAUUAAUCAGCCUGACAAGGCUGGCUCAUACCCUUUACAUCUGGCCAUCUGGCGAAUGAACUCCAUCAUGAUCCCAGCGCGAGACAGUCCGGCAUCAAUCUACCAUUUCGAAACUGCGGUAGACUCCCUUCUCGCUGCAAAUGCCGAUACUGCUGUCAGAGACGGGCGUGGGAAUACAUUGCUUCACUACCUGGCUGGGAGUAGACUGGGAGAAAGGGAUCGAAUGGGUGAUGGGCAAAGGCGUUUUCUGCGGAGCUUUCUCAAGGACGGUGUUGACCCUAGAGCACGUAAUGCGGCAGACAUGACGGCUCUGGAGAUCUUCUGCACGGUUAGCUACGAUGAAUUUGGUGAUGAGGGUUUUUAUGACCGGUAUUUUGCCAUUGCGCAAGAUGUUGCUGGGCAAUUUGAGAAGGCGGGGUACAAUAUCCAGGAGACAAAUGCGAAGGGGCAGAAUUUGCUGCAUUUGGUUGCCGGGCUUACGUCGUCUGAGGGGAUAUCUUGGUCUGCGUGGCCUUGGUUUCAACUCCUCCGGUCUAAGGGACUUGAUCCUAUGGCGAAAGAUGGGGAAGGGAAGACUCCGAUCGACAUUGCAGAGGAGAAUGAGAUUAUCAAUGUUUAA
Molecule: messenger RNA, 1653 nt
Organism: Penicillium coprophilum
Lineage: Eukaryota; Fungi; Ascomycota; Eurotiomycetes; Eurotiales; Aspergillaceae
Product: ankyrin repeat domain-containing protein
Exons: 2
Coding region: 1-1653 (550 amino acids)
Source: RefSeq, a predicted model, not a curated record